Penicillium oxalicum is the source of this 969-nucleotide messenger RNA. RefSeq names its product J domain-containing protein. The coding region runs from base 1 to 969 and encodes 322 amino acids. The transcript has a single exon. The record is from RefSeq and is a predicted model, not a curated record. Lineage: Eukaryota; Fungi; Ascomycota; Eurotiomycetes; Eurotiales; Aspergillaceae.
AUGUUCAAGAAGGCCAGCCUCUGCAAUCAUGGUGGCAUACAGCUCCUGAGCUCGUCUAUCUCGGCUUUGCCACCCACUCGAGUGAGCUUUCAAGCGUCUUGUUUUACUCGAUCACCAUUGAGAUCUGAUCGAGGCUACGCGACAGCCUCGGAUUCUUCGGAAAACCCCUACCAGUGGCCGUCGAGCUCGUCUUUUACUCCCUAUGACGUUCUCAACCUUCGUCGCAAUGCCCCGUAUUCUAAGGCUCAGUACUACGAUCUUGUAAAAAUCUAUCAUCCCGAUCGAUCCUGCGACGAGCAUCCUCUUUGUCGAAAUAUCAGUCCUGAAGUUCGUCUCCAACGGUACCGCAUCGUGGUGACUGCGCAUGAGAUUCUUUCGGAUCCCGCACGGCGAGCCGCUUAUGACCAAACCGGUGCCGGUUGGAGUCAUCAUCCUCAACGCUAUAGCACUGCAGCCGAAGCUGCGCAUGCCUGGGGCCCUUAUGGGUCGACAAUCUAUGCCAAUGCGACCUGGGAAGACUGGGAACGAUUCAACAAUCGCCAUCAUGGCAAACAGCAACAUGUCGUGGAUCAGCGAACUUUUACCCGGCUGGUCGUCCUUCUUGUCCUGUUUGGAGGCGCUGUCCAGGCCUCGUGGAUUGGUCAAAUGAAUUCCGGAUACGAGAAGCGACUCCGUGAAGUGAGCGAAGAUUCUAUGCGCUUUUUGUCGGGUCGUCGUCAGCAGACGGUCACUCAGAUGCCGCAUAACGAUGCUCGUGUGCAGACUUUCUUGAUUCGUAGAGACCCGACCGGCUCCGGUCUUAAAGAAGAGGAGCAAGAGGUUUAUGAACACGAGCUGCACUCCCUUCGACGAGCGCAAAGUCGCCCGUCCAAUGCACAUGAGUCGGAGACUUCAACCCCCGUCGACAAUCUGGCAAACGUCACACCUAUGGCGACGAGGAGACCCGACGCCCACCCGGUAGAAAGCUGA